AUGGCAGUGCUCCGUCACUGCCAGGUGGGCCAAGAGUCUGAGGACAGAGUGAAGCUUGGCCUUGAGGAGGAGUGGCCCGAGGGCUCACUGGGAGGACCUCAUGGCACAAGGAGGGGCACAGAGAGUCGUGGGUGUCGUCUCUGCCCUUCCCCCCGCCACACUUGUCUCUUGGUGUGGCUUGAGUUUGAGUGACCCCAACACGUAAUAGUGAUUGCUGACACUUAGCAGGCGGGCUGGGAGCCGGGCUGUCUCUAUGCAGUUAGCUCAUUUAAGCCUUGCAGAGACUCACUGAGAAGCUUCUACAUAUCGUAUGAUCCUGUUUCACAGAUGAGGAAACUGAGGCUCAGGGUGGUAGGGCGAGUUGCCCAGGGCCACAGUGCUAGUAAGUGCUGGAGCUAGGAUCGGGACCUGGGCAGCCUGAUGCUGCCUCCCCCACACCUGUGCCCAGCACACCCUGCGCCCAGGGAGUUAGUUAUGUGGGGCUUGCAACCAUUGUGACUUGAGGCAAGAGUAGUCCCUUCUGGCGACUUGGUUUCCCCAGCUAUUGAACAGGAGGGCGAGCUGGGACCUCUGAGGAGUCUGUGUGGGUUCCGUGGCUGGUUGGAUGUUUUAAGGGCUCUGCUACCUCCUGGACCUCAUCCUUGGACACUCUGGCCCUCCGGACUGGCAAGUGGGCUGCUGCUUCCUGUUUGUCACCCCACCCUGCUCCUGCCCGCUUGCAAUUCCUGGCUCUUUGCCAGGGACUGAUCAGGCCACUGAGGCCUCAGACUCACCCCUCUGCAUAUCAGUAGCCAUUUCCAGAGCCCAGAGGCCCCCCAGCACCCCCACACCUGCUCCCCGCCCCGCCCCGCAGUUUCAGACCGUGGGUUGGGCUGGGAGUGUGGGUUGGAUUAGAAUAAAUCACCCAACCUCCAUCCCCCUGGAGGGCUAUAGAGUGGUUCCCAGCCUCCAGAAUGACCUGCGGCUGCCCAAGAAGAAAGAGAACUCCUAGGAUUGACUUUCUUUGCCCCAAAACCUGUGGCCAGGCCACCUUUUCCUUGUUUGGGGCUGGGAGGGAGUGGGGAUGGUGAAGGGAGGUAGACUUUGAACUGUUAAAACUUUGUAAUCUUGAGCAAGUUGAGCAACCUCUCUGGGCCUCAGCUGUCCCAUCUGUCAGUGGGGAGACCCAGGAGGGGAGAGAGAAAUCCUAACCAGCCUACGCCGGCUGUGGGGAGAGUAUGCUUCCUAAUGAGGGUCUGCGGGGGACCGCUGCUUCUAUGGGUACAAAUGUUAGGACAAGUAAUAAUAACUAGCCAGCAUUUCUUUAAUGUUUGCCAAGUGCCGGACGCUGUGUCAAACAUUGUACAUGUAUUUCCUUACAUACUGUAGUUCUCAGGACAGGCCUUCAAGGUAAGAUCUCUUUAAUCCUUCCUACGGAUGAGGAAACUGAGGCACAGACCGAGGAAGUCAUUUUCACACAGCUGCUAAGUAAACGCAAACUCAGGCAUUCUGGCUCCCGCUUGCCCUCUUUUCCUUUGGCUUUUCUUCCGAACACCUGGGUGGCUUCUAGCUGCAGGGGUCCUGGGGGGACAGGAUACCUGCCCGCUGGGCAUGGCUGUGCCCUGAGGCUGGGCAGGCAGUGGGGGGGGUGGCCUGGAGGAAAGAAGCUGCGGCUGCGCAUGAGCAGAGACCAAGAAUCCGAAGCUGGGAGGGGGCGCGGGCAGCCCAGCCGUGCAGCCGCGGCCGGACCCAGGCAUGGUCGGCACAGCUGCCCUCAGCCCAGGUCCAGGAGGGCUGCCCACCCACACAUGGUCGCAUCAGCUGCUUCUCCCGCCCUUGUCACUCUGUGGCUUGAGCAUUUGUCAUUUUUGGCUCUAAGGAAAGCUGUGUCCAGUCCCUGAGUCCCCUCCAGUCUGUGUCACACACAGGCACACACCUCUGCAAAGCUACCUGACCGCUGCAGGGGUGAGGGUGGAGGAAGUGACUCGGCCACACGGCAUGCUUCUCCGUCCCUUCAGCAGAUGUUUACUAAGUGCCAGCUGUGCGCUGGGCGCUGCUGGGUGCUGGGCAUCUGAGGGCACAAGAUGCUAAAUACGUCUGCUAGGUCCUGAGGACCUGCCUCCUCCCCGCCGCCUCCCGACACCACCCCCUGGGUGGCUUGCACUCCUGGGCUCUGUGUGGGGAGGAAGCCCCAGCGCGGCCCUGCGUUCCAGCAGGGGCAGCAGACAGCGGACAGUAACCCUCUCAGCAAUGACAGUGUGAGGCAUGUCAGGGGUGGCUCACCCCCUGGAAGGAGAGGAGAAGCAGAGCAAGAUGGAGGAGUUUCUCUGUGACCAGAAGUACAGUGAUGAGGAGAACCUUCCAGAAAAGCUCGCAGCCUUCAAAGAGAAGUACAUGGAGUUUGACCUGAACAAUGAAGGCGAGAUUGACCUGAUGUCUUUAAAGAGGAUGAUGGAGAAGCUUGGCGUCCCCAAGACCCACCUGGAGAUGAAGAAGAUGAUCUCAGAGGUGACAGGUGGGGUCAGCGACACCAUCUCCUACCGAGACUUUGUGAAUAUGAUGCUGGGGAAGCGGUCGGCCGUCCUCAAGCUAGUCAUGAUGUUUGAAGGAAAAGCCAACGAGAGCAGCCCCAAGCCAGUUGGCCCCCCUCCAGAGAGAGACAUUGCUAGCCUGCCCUGAGGACCCCGCCUGGACCCCCGUCCCACCUGCCCGCCCCUGCUCCUCUCUGCCCUUCCUGACUCACUGUGAUUUGUCUUGCUUGUUUGGUGUUCGUGUGUUUGUGUUUUCAUCAAUGUCUUUGUAAAGCACAGAUUAUCUGCCUUAAAGGGGGCGCUAGGUCAGGGAAUCCUGAGCCUUGGGUCCCCUCCCUCUCUUCUUCCUUCCAUCUCCCCUCCCUGUGCAGAAGGGCUGACAUCAAACCAAAAACCGGAGGGGGCAGGGUCAGGGCAGGGAGGCUGGAAGCCUGUGUUCCCCACACUGGUCCAUGCUUCCAGAAGGUCUCUGGGCUAAGGUCAGGCUCUGGCCCUGGUGAGGACCCCAGCCCACCUUCUGAAGACCCUGGAGUAGGGACAAGGAUGCAGGGCCUCGUUAGGGUCUCCUCAGAUAGCCCUGUGGUUCCAGCACUCUGGGGUCAUCCAGGAUGUGGCCACCCAGUACCCACUGCCUCAGCCAAUCCCCCCAGGCCACACCUCUUCCCAUCCUCAGCGAUGUGACCAAAGGUGAGAAGGAAAGGAGCUUGGCAACUUGAGCCCUUCGGGAAGGUACCAGAAGGAACCCUCUGGUCUUGCUCCCUGGCCACAUCUUCACGGGAAGCUCAGAGGGAGGGAGGGUGCAGUACCACAGUCCCUUGCUGGGGCAGCAAAGGGCUUCAGAGUUAGAGAUGAGGACAGGGGCCUUGGAGGAAGGCUCAGCUCAGUGCAGCCCUAGCUUUUAGGAAGGGUGCUCGGGUAGCAGGAUGGGAGGAUGAGGAGUCAAGCACUCCUGCAAAAAUCCAGCACCACUGAUCAUCCAUGAGCUGAGAAACAGGUUGCCCUUCUCAUCCAGGUCGGCUUCAAACCUGACUACACUUCCUUCGUUUGCCUUCCCACCCUCCUCAUGCCCUUCAUUCAUUCACUCAUUCAUUCAACAGAUAUUUAUUGACCAUCUUUGAUAAGCUUUAAGCCCUCCCACAUUGUCCUGAUAUGUGCUGCGUCUACUGUUUCUUUUCCCAAAUCAUUCAAAUCUUUGAACUUCGAAAUUAGAUUGGGGUCACCUGUGUCCUUAUGGAGUUCUUAAGGACCUGAGUUCUUAUGGACUCCAGGAUUUUAGAGCCCGGAUCACCCCAUAGGUUAGCCAGGCCAGUCCUCUCUCUUCACAGGUGAGGAAACUAUGGUUGCCCACAGGGAUUAAGUGCCUUGCCCAAGGAAGAGCCUGGACUGGAGCCCAGGUGUUCAGGUACCCUGCCCACACCUCAUCUCUGCUCUGGGCUACCUCGUCAGUGACAAAAACAGGGGCAGAUGGGGAGGGGCAGUCUCCUAGGUCAGCACCUGGGUAAGGCUUCCCUCACUCUGAGGGGAAGGUCCUGGGCCAGGACCUGCCCUCCCCAGUGCCUCCGAGUUAGCAUCAGGGUUUGGGUAAGGGCCAGGCCUCCUUCUGCAGUUCUCCCUCCCCUGCAGCUUCUUGGCCAGCCUCAGAGAGCUGCCUCUCAGAGCCCACACAGGAGGUGAGACUCAGCCCCAUCUUGGCUGAGCAGGGAACUCACUGGACCCUGCCUGUGUUCUGGAGUCCCUUACUCUGCCAGCUCAGGACUUAGACACACUUACUCACUGAGCAUAUUUAUUAAGCACCUGCUAUAGGCCAAGAGUUAAGAACCCAGAAGUGAAAUGGAGAGACCCAUGGAAUUUAGAGUCUAGUGAGAAAGUCAGAUCCAGACAAUGACAGUGAAUGUUAGGAAGGGGCAGGAUAUAGGAGUCUUGAACGAACUUUCGCAAAACCUUAAGGUGGGAAGGACUAGGGGCUGUUGGUGGCUGGAGCCAGUGUGGGGUUCCCUGCGGCUCGUUAGUGUUCUUUGAUGAAGGGCCCAAGACACUGCCUCUACAGCAGCUUGAGGGAGGGAAGCUGGUAGGGAAUGAGGAAAUGGCCAGGUUGGGUUAACCUGCUGGUUUCAACCAGUUAAGCAGCAAGAUUAUUUGGCCAUGACUGGCUGAUCUUCAGCUUAAGGAUCUGCUUCAGAUGCACAGGCCUAGUUGAAGUUUAAACCCAAGCAAAACAUUCCUCCCUGUAAAUGUAAAAUCCUACUCCCACCCCUUCCUGUCUUUUUUUUUUCUUCCUCCUGAGAUCAUUAGAUUAGCAACUGCCGGUCCCUCACCCCUUCCCUCUGCCUCUCCUCUCCAGGACCGGCUGAGACCUUUGAGGAAGUUAAAGCCUUCCUCGAAGACUCAUUCAGUGUCCCUGUUCUUCACUCAGUGAGGAAGGCAAGCAGACAUAUGUCAGGGGGUUCCACAGUUCACAAGGCUGCAGGAAGCCUCAAGGGAGGAAGCAAACUGGUGUGUCCCCAGCUUCUGGGAAGGCAGGAAAGAGGGUUCUUUCAUUGAACCCUCAGUGGGGUGGGAUGUCCUGGGAAAUCCCAUCAGUCCCUUCACUAUUUCUUGGAACUCAACUGGGAGGAGAGGGUCUCAAGAGUGGUCCCUGGGAAAGGGGACUUCUGCAUGUAUUUCAGGUUGUGGCUGUUGGCUCUAGGACUCAUUAAUACUUCUCUGGCUAGGAGGUUAGCUUCUUGGGAUUUCAACUGUCUUCCUUUUGAAAGACCAAAUCUAACUAAUGUAACCAAGUAUGGCUUUGUCCCUAUGACUCAAAAGGAGAGAUUGUCGGGCAAAUUCUGGUGGAUGAAGUAUGUUUGUGGGUGUGCAUGUGGGUGUGUAGGUGGUGUGAUAUCAUCUGUACAGACGGGAAAUAAACCAGAUAAACUUA
Messenger RNA from Microcebus murinus (gray mouse lemur), 5427 nucleotides. NCBI's taxonomy places the organism in Eukaryota, Metazoa, Chordata, Mammalia, Primates, Cheirogaleidae. The record is from RefSeq and is a predicted model, not a curated record.